This is a messenger RNA of Aphidius gifuensis, 1292 nucleotides long. It is a transcript of the gene Vha26, whose product is annotated as V-type proton ATPase subunit E. The record is from RefSeq and is a predicted model, not a curated record. Gene Ontology annotation, molecular function: proton-transporting ATPase activity, rotational mechanism. The transcript is spliced from 4 exons. Bases 192 to 938 code for a protein of 248 amino acids. Gene Ontology annotation, biological process: proton transmembrane transport. NCBI's taxonomy places the organism in Eukaryota, Metazoa, Arthropoda, Insecta, Hymenoptera, Braconidae. Gene Ontology annotation, cellular component: proton-transporting two-sector ATPase complex, catalytic domain.
UUUUUUGUAUGUGUGGUGGUGAUAAGUCAUAUGAUCAAAGUUGGGCUGUUCUUCUAAAAUUACGUACAUUUUAUUACGGGCGUUAGCUUUUACUAAAAUAUUAUAAAUCUUCAUUGUUAAUAUAUUGUCGUUGGCAAUAAGUUUAUUUAUUUAUUUAAAACAAUUUUUUUAAAUAAUAAUCAAUUUUAAUCAUGGCUCUCAGCGAUGCCGAUGUCCAAAAACAGAUCAAGCAUAUGAUGGCCUUCAUUGAGCAAGAAGCCAAUGAAAAAGCCGAAGAAAUUGAUGCAAAAGCUGAGGAGGAAUUCAACAUUGAAAAAGGACGUUUGGUUCAACAGCAACGUCUUAAAAUAAUGGAAUAUUUUGAAAAGAAAGAAAAACAAGUUGAGCUACAAAAAAAAAUUCAAUCAUCAAAUAUGCUUAAUCAAGCAAGAUUGAAAGUUUUAAAAGUACGUGAAGAUCACGUGAGAAGUGCACUUGAUGAAGCAAGAAAAAAGCUUGGUGAAAUUGGUCGUGAUCGUGCACGUUACACUGAGAUAUUAAAGAUGUUAAUCAUCCAGGGUCUUUACCAGGUAAAUAACAUCAAAUUAAAAUUAUUAACUGCAAUUUUUAUUUAUAAUUUUGUGUUUGUUGAUCAGGUGAUGGAACCAUCUGUACUACUUCGUGUUCGUCAAGCAGAUGUAACUCUUGUUGAAUCAAUUCUUCCUGAGAUCCAGGACAAGUACAAAGAAGUUUCGAAAAAAGAAACUCUUGUUAAAGUUGAUCAAGAAAAUUUCAUUCAAGCUGAUGGUUGUGGUGGUGUUGAACUUUAUGCUGCAAAAGGAAAAAUAAAAAUUAGCAAUACACUGGAAUCAAGAUUAGAAUUGAUUGCUCAGCAGUUGGUGCCUGAAAUACGUUCAGCUCUAUUCGGUCGCAAUCCAAAUCGUAAAUUUACUGAUUAAAAAAUUUACUCAAUUUUUGUUCAAUAUUAAUAAUAAACAGAUAAACGACAUUCCCUUCAAAGAAAAAUUAAAAAAAAAAUAAAGAAAGUUUAAAUAAAUAAUUCAUAAAAUGCAUAAUUUUAUCGAAAUAAAAAAAAAUAUAUAUAAAUAAAUAAUAAAACCUAAAUGAUUGUUUGAAAAUAUAAAAUGUUCAGUAUAAAAUUUUAGAAGAUAUCAAUGUACGUUCACAGUAUCAUGGCCUACAUUUUAAAUAAUUUUGGUAAUUUUAUUUGAUAUAAUUUUACCAUGUAAAAAAAUGGAAUUAUUAAUUUGGUCAUUUGGCAGUAUUAAUUUGUGUUAUUAUCUAAUUGAAAU